AUGUCAACGGAUCCGCCACCGCGUCCCUAUCGGCUAUACCCCGCCUAUUGUUUCAGAGCAUCACCUACAUACAAUAUAUGGGUGAAGCUCACUGCCGCAGAUGUGCAAGCUCUUCGGUCUGAGAAGGACUUCCAAGCCCAGCGCAUUUAUUUCCAUCUCAAUCACCCUAUCCGUUAUGUCCGAAUCGUCGGCGUCGUAGUGGCCAUCGAUGACAUCAACCUCAAAUACACGGCUCUCACCAUUGACGACGGAAGCGGCGCGACCAUCGAACUCAAGAUCGUACGAUUACCUCCCGCUGAGAAGAACCCCGUCGAUACGUCCUCAGACACGAAGAUCAAGAACCUGAACAUCGUGAGCCGAUUCGGCAUCUUCGACGUCGUCGUGGACGGCGAAGCCCUAGACAUCGGCACAGUCGUCAAGGCCAAAUGCCUCAUAUCGGAGUUCAGAGGCGUAAAGCAACUGGACCUGCAGCGCAUUUCUGUUGUCAAAACGACCAACGAAGAAGCACAAGCCUGGGCCGAGACCGCUGCGUUCAAGCAGGCAGUCUUGUCGCGACCAUGGCGUAUCACAUCGGCCGAACACAAGAAGAUCAAGCAUGCUAUCAAGGCAGAAAAGAAGAAAGAACAGGACAAUGAGCGACUGCAGGCGGAAUACAAAGUCAAGAAAGAGGAGCGGAGGCUUGCGAAGGAGGCAUACCUUGCGCAGAGGGAAAAGAAGCUUGAGGCGCGACGGAGGAAGGAGGAGGUCAUGCUGAAUAGCGGUGCCUUGAUAUGA
Alternaria viburni is the source of this 774-nucleotide messenger RNA. RefSeq lists its product as uncharacterized. NCBI's taxonomy places the organism in Eukaryota, Fungi, Ascomycota, Dothideomycetes, Pleosporales, Pleosporaceae. The record is from RefSeq and is a predicted model, not a curated record. The transcript is spliced from 2 exons. The coding region runs from base 1 to 774 and encodes 257 amino acids.